Messenger RNA from Tetrahymena thermophila SB210, 1113 nucleotides. Its product is annotated as cyclic nucleotide-binding domain protein. Gene Ontology annotation, biological process: nucleocytoplasmic transport; activation of GTPase activity. Gene Ontology annotation, cellular component: nucleus; perinuclear region of cytoplasm; cytosol. The record is from RefSeq and is a predicted model, not a curated record. The transcript is spliced from 13 exons. Gene Ontology annotation, molecular function: GTPase activator activity; small GTPase binding. NCBI's taxonomy places the organism in Eukaryota, Ciliophora, Oligohymenophorea, Hymenostomatida, Tetrahymenidae.
AUGAUAUAAUAUAUUAAAGAAUAUUACUAAUUAGAAGAAUUUUUAAGCUCUUCACUUUUAUCACAUUAGGUUCUCCAUAUUGAUCUCAAUAACAAAUAAAUUGGUGAUGAAGGUGCAUCAGGCUUAGGUUCUGCUUUAGCAAAUUGCAUAAAUCUCUCAAAUUUGACAGUUGAUCUUUAGAAGAAUUAAAUUGGUGAUGAAGGUGCAUCAGGCUUAGGUUCUGGUUUAGAAAAUUGCAUUAAUCUCUCAAAUUUGGCACUUGAUCUUAGGGAGAAUUAAAUUGAUGAUGAAGGUGCAUCAGGCUUAGGUACUGGUUUAGAAAAUUGCAUUAAUCUCUCAAAUUUGACACUUAACCUUUAUUACAAUUAAAUUGGUGCAAUGGGUGCAUAAGGCUUAGGUUGUGGUUUAUAAAAUUGCAUUAAUCUCUCAAAUUUGACACUUGAUCUUAGGGAGAAUUUAAUUGGUGACGAAGGUGCAUCAGGCUUAGGUUCUGCUUUAGCAAAUUGCAUUAAUCUCUAAAAUUUGAAACUUGACCUUUAGGAGAAUUAAAUUGGUGAUAAAGGUGCAUCAGGCAUAGGUCCUGCUUUAGCAAAUUGCAUUAAUCUCUCAAAGUUUAAACUUUAUCUUAGGGAGAAUAAAAUUGGUGAUAAAGGUGCAUCAGGCAUAGGUUCUGCUUUAGCAAAUUGCAUUAAUCUCUCAAAUUUUAAACUUUAUCUUAGUGGAAAUAAAAUUAGCGAUGAAGGUACAUAAGGCUUAGGUUCUGGUUUAGCAAAUUGCAUUAAUCUCUUAAAUUUGACACUUGAUCUUAUGGAGAAUUAAAUUGGUGAUAAAGGUGCAUCAGGCAUAGGUCCUGCUUUAGCAAAUUGCAUUAAUCUCUCAAAGUUUAAACUUUAUCUUAGUGGAAAUAAAAUUAGCGAUGAAGGUACCUAAGGCUUAGGUUCUGCUUUAGCAAAUUGCAUUAAUCUCUCAAAUUUGACACUUUGCCUUGUUAGUAGCAAUUAAAUUGGUGCAAUGGGUGCAUAAGACUUAAGUUCUGGUUUAGCAAAUUGCAUUAAUCUCUCAAAUUUGACACUUUAUCUUAGGUAAAAACAAUUUAUUUGUUUUGGAUUUUGA